AGAGUUUUGCAGCGAUUAGUGGAGCACUUCGACCUGGCACUCCGAGCGCAUCGGCUGUACUUCUGCACGAUGUCCGCGAAUAGAGUCAUCCCCGUUUGGAUGCGCUGUCUGUUGCCACUGCUGCUGGCCAACUGCAUUGCGGCGAAUCCCAGUUUCGAGGACCUUGACCGCAGUCCGGAUCUGGAGACGAAGGACAGCAGCGUGGUGGACACUAUGGGCAUGGGCAUGGGCAUGCUGGAUUCCACGCAACCGAAGCAGAUGAGUUACCAGAAGCCACCACUGGGCUACAAGGAUUACGAUUACUAUCUGGGGCCGCGACGAAUGGCGGAUCCCUAUGCGGCCGAUAACGACCUUAGCGCCUCCUCGGCCAUUAAGAUUCAUGGCGAGGGGAAUUUGGCUUCGCUGAACAGGCCGGUCAAUGGAAUCGCCGCCCACAAGCCACUGCCCUGGUACGGCGACUACUCCGGCAAACUGCUGGCCAGUGCUCCGCCAAUGUACCCAUCCAGGUCCUACGAUCCCUAUAUCCGCCGCUACGACAGAUAUGAUGAGCAAUACCAUAGGAAUUAUCCACAGUACUUUGAGGACAUGUAUAUGCACCGCCAGCGCUUCGAUCCGUAUGAUAGCUACAGUCCCCGGAUACCGCAGUACCCGGAACCCUACGUUAUGUAUCCCGACCGUUAUCCGGAUGCCCCACCAUUGAGGGACUAUCCGAAAUUGCGCCGCGGAUACAUCGGUGAAGCACCCAUGGCGCCGCCCAUCGAUUCCUAUAGCAGCAGCAAGUACGCCUCUUCGAAGCAGUCAGAUCUGAAUUUUCCGGUUCGUAACGAACGAAUCGUAUACUACGCCCACCUGCCGGAGAUUGUGCGCACACCAUACCAUGACAGUGGAUCGCCAGAGGAUCGGAACUCAGCUCCUUACAAGCAGAACAAGAAGAAAAUCAAAAACAUUCAGCGGCCCCUAGCGAGUAAUUCUACCACCUAUAAAAUGACGUUGUAGAAGGGCAUUUACAUUCUAGGCUUCUUUUUUUUUUGUAAUUCAUUAUUCGAUUGCAUUUGUAUCUGUCACCCAUGGAAAUGAGCACCCAGUUCAGUGUUACACCACAUUAAUUUAAAAUUAAGCUUAUUAGCAAUUUUGAUGAUUUCGCAUAUAUUUAAACAUAAAUUGUUUCACUCACUU
This is a messenger RNA of Drosophila yakuba, 1176 nucleotides long. RefSeq lists its product as uncharacterized. The transcript is spliced from 2 exons. NCBI's taxonomy places the organism in Eukaryota, Metazoa, Arthropoda, Insecta, Diptera, Drosophilidae. The record is from RefSeq and is a predicted model, not a curated record. The coding region runs from base 70 to 996 and encodes 308 amino acids.